AUGACUGCAUCUUCAUUCUUCUCAGCCUCAUCACUGUACCCGAUCUUCAGGCCAGCGACCAAUCCCCUGCCUUCCCCAGGCCAGUUCCUGACUCUAAGCAGUGCAGUUCCUCUCUUUGCUCUUCUGAUGUUGUCAGUGUCUUCUGCAGUUCUGCAGGCCUAUGACCAUCUUCUUCCUGCUCACACAAUCUCUGAUCAGGCAUAUGUGAAUAUGCCUAAGUUCUCUAUCAAUGAUUCUCACACUGCAGCGCAUUUCUGCAAUUUCAUUAUCAAUGAGAGAUGA
Molecule: messenger RNA, 282 nt
Organism: Blastomyces gilchristii SLH14081
Lineage: Eukaryota; Fungi; Ascomycota; Eurotiomycetes; Onygenales; Ajellomycetaceae
Exons: 2
Coding region: 1-282 (93 amino acids)
Source: RefSeq, a predicted model, not a curated record